AUGAAAGGUAAAUCUGAUGUUGCACUCCAAACUGACGAGGCGCUGUCAUUGCCUUUGAAAGGCUCCGUCGUGCUGUUUUCGCUGUACGUCUCCUUGCGCUUUAUUCCGAAGGAAUACUUCAACAUCUUGAUUUCCUUCUAUCUUAGCUCGAUUAGCGUCUUUGCUCUUCACAUGUUCUUAAAAGGGUACGUCAAGCCCAACAUUCUCACUGGAAUGAUCUGCGUGGGAACCGGGUGCGCCAGCUUUUUUGCUCAAAACUGGAUUGCAAGCAACACGCUGGCCUUUUCGAUUGCCGUCACCACUCUUGAAUGGCUUCCUGUGAAUGGGUUCACGACUUCCUUCAUUCUGCUGAUUGGUCUCUUCUUCUACGACAUCUUCUGGGUAUUUGGGUCGGACGUCAUGUUAAUUGUGGCAACCGGCAUUGAUGGACCAAUCAAACUCGUGUUUCCUCAGACGAUCUUUGGGGACUACUCCAAGAAGAGCCUUCUGGGACUCGGUGACAUCAUUGUGCCUGGGUUUUUUAUAUGUCAAACUCUGGUGUUCUCAAAGGAUUAUGUGAAGAGGGGGAAUGUGUACUUUGUCACGUCGAUUGUUGCAUACACCCUGAGUCUUGUGAACACUAUGGCUGUCAUGCUGAUCUUCGAACACGGCCAGCCGGCGCUCCUCUUCAUCGUACCAUGGCUUCUCGUCACAUUCUCCGCUGUCGCCAUGUAUAACGGGGAUGUCAGGGCAGCAUGGAACUUUGAUAUUCUUAAUGUCUUCACGACCUCUUCAGAGAAACCGGCGGAAGGUGAUCCGUGUGCAGAGGAAGAGGUAUCCCUCUCCAAGUUUCUCUGCGAGGCUGUUUCAGAUCUUUUCGGAUUCGUGGAGGAAGGGGCGGAGGAGAGAAAAGCGGUGGCGGAGUUGAAGAAGAAGGCGUAA
Messenger RNA from Leishmania braziliensis MHOM/BR/75/M2904, 921 nucleotides. Its product is annotated as putative signal peptide peptidase. Gene Ontology annotation, biological process: membrane protein proteolysis. The coding region runs from base 1 to 921 and encodes 306 amino acids. Gene Ontology annotation, cellular component: lumenal side of endoplasmic reticulum membrane; cytoplasmic side of endoplasmic reticulum membrane; membrane. NCBI's taxonomy places the organism in Eukaryota, Euglenozoa, Kinetoplastea, Trypanosomatida, Trypanosomatidae. The transcript has a single exon. The record is from RefSeq and is a predicted model, not a curated record. Gene Ontology annotation, molecular function: aspartic endopeptidase activity, intramembrane cleaving.